CCGCCAACCCUUCAAUUACUGCGUACUCUUACCACUUAGCAGAUGUCCACUUUUUACUGAGUAAGGCUGAACUGCUAAGAACUACUCCGUCUCCUUGUCCAUCCAAGGAUUGGUUCUUCUAUUCGCCGCCUUCCUGCUGUCAGUCUUCCCUUCAGCCCAUCAGCGCCCGGCUUGCCUCCACGUUGGGUCAUUCUUAUCGCUCUCGCCACCAGCCACCCUUCAACGAACCACCCACCGUACUUCACUUUUGCAGUGGCAGCCAGCUGUUACUUUCACCUGACGCACAGCAAUUCCCUCAACAUGGCCAUUCGGGACAUUGUCGUCAACCCGUCCCUGCUGCCGGUGCUCAGUUUGAGCGCCGAGACCCGCGAGCAAUGCAUGCAAUUGCUUGCCGUGCUCGACCCCUCGGCUGACUCCUACUCUGACUCCGAAGAACGCGCCCUAGCUGCGUCCAAGGAACAGAAGCAGCUGUUCGCUCUUCUGGCCCGUCUGCGUGGGCUCAACCGCGAUGCUAUUCUACGCGUCCGAGACACGAAACAGGCGACCGCAGAGGCCCGCCAGGAAAUCGACCGCUUACACCUGCAACUUCAGAAUCUCUACUACGAACAACGGCACCUGACGGGGGAAAUAGCUGCGUGCGAGUCUUAUGAUCACAAGUACCUUGCCCUUCCCCUGAUCCCGCUCGAAGAAUUCCUAUCGUUGCAUCCCGAGCACCGUGAAUCGGACGAACACGAUCUCAUGAUCGCUCGCAUCAACCACGAACAUGCCGAACGGGAGAAGCUGGAGCAGGCGCGGCAAGAGCUUCUGAAGCGGAAACAGGCAUUGAUUGCGGAAAACAACAAACGCAAGGAGGAUUUGGCCAGUCUGGACCAGGACUUGGAGCGCUUUAUCGACACCGUCGAUACCCACCCCGAUUAUACCAUGAAUGUCAGCACCCCCUCGCCGCGUCCGCCGCCCCCGGAGAAGCCAGAGGCUAUCCGGACGCGAUUCAAGGUCAUUGCAGCCUUCUGGGCUGUGAUUGUUUUCCUGGGAUUCCCGAUCUGGUGGAAGACCACAUCGAUCUAUCGAGCUUCCUUGCCUGUCCCGGAAAUGAUUGAUUGGGCCGAUGGGAAGACCUGUCGUCCUGUUUUCCCCCUUAAAAUUCGAGUCGAGACGCCUCACCUACCUGACGCAGAGGCCCAGCACUUGGUCCGGACGACACAACAUACCCUCGACGACUUGAAUGAGUUCUCCGCACAUCAUCUGCGGCUGAAGCUAUCGAACGAUAAUGCUGAUGAGCAGCUGGAUGAACUGGCAGACACGGCCUUGACAGUGCGCCUCUUACCACAGGACGAUCUGAUUAACCCCAAGUCCGAGCUCCAGCACGAUACUACCCAGCUCGACGUCUUUUACUCGCCAAGCCAAAUACCGCCCCUGUCAUCAUCCAACCCACCGUUGUCCGCUUACAUCGCGGGUGAACUUCAGCAGCUGUUCACGGAAGAGAAGGCCAUCAUCGCGCAGAUCCUGUCGAACAGCCAUGCAGCAAGUGCGACCGCCAACAGCCAGCCGCCCUCGGCUAUGCUUUCCUCCGUCUCCCCUCAGCUCGCGGAGAGCAUCGCCAAGCGCCUCCGGCGCUCGAUGAAAUACGCCGAUACCUAUCACCUCGCUUUUUCCUUGUUCACUCCCGGCACAGAGCCCUCCUCGUGGGACAUUCAGGCCGCUGUCCACGACUAUAUCACCCCACUGCUGCAGGCCUUCUCUCCAAUCAGCAAUUUUACUGUUGACACCCAAGUCCAGCUAUACGCGACGUUUGCACCCACGGCUCCGGCGCCCGAAUACGACCAAGGCCACGCGGCUUGGACCCUGAAGCCCGAAGACCUCAGCGCGUUCAUCAACGCGGCCGAAUGGCCUCUCAGUCCCAGCAUUGGCCCGGGCCCAACCAUUAACUUUAUUCUCUAUGUGCCUGAUGCAGCGCAAUCCCCCUUGGUGGUCAAGGACAGUCUAGCUACGAGCUGGGUCGUGCCUCAAUGGGGCGGCGUUGUGCUUCUCAACCCUUCCAACGGCACCCAGCUUCGGCAUCUAUCGCGCGGUUCGCUUCAGGCCCCUUUCCUAACGUUUUCCCACCAGCUUCUCACCCUUCUCGGUGCACCUUCCACCCCGGCUGCGCUGCCUUUCCGUCUACAGACACUCACCCGCAUUCGGGCCGCCAGUCUGCUCCUCUCUGCAUCCUCUACCAUGGGCUCCCUCGCCCGCCUCACCGAGUCUCUUCCCUCCAUCCCCAUCCCUGCUACCGUCGCUGCCUCCGUGGCCACGACCCUCUCGCAUCUGACCUCAGCCUGUGAGCAUCUCCGACGGGGCCGGUUCCAGGCCGCGCUGGCGGAUGCUCGGAUCGCCGAGACGGAAGCGGAGCGCAGCUUCUUCGAGAAGAGCAUGGUGGGCCAGAUGUACUUCCCGGAUGAGCACAAGGUGGCCGUGUAUCUGCCCCUGUUGGGCCCCAUUGGCGUUCCCCUCAUUGUCGGCUUGCUAAAGGAGGUCAAGAAGGCCAUCGCCUUGCGGAAGGCCAGGAAGGCUAAUUGAAAAACACGGAUCUGUACAGUAUAUAGUUUU
Aspergillus japonicus CBS 114.51 is the source of this 2586-nucleotide messenger RNA. RefSeq lists its product as uncharacterized. The transcript is spliced from 4 exons. The coding region runs from base 301 to 2556 and encodes 751 amino acids. Gene Ontology annotation, biological process: attachment of GPI anchor to protein. Gene Ontology annotation, cellular component: GPI-anchor transamidase complex. The record is from RefSeq and is a predicted model, not a curated record. NCBI's taxonomy places the organism in Eukaryota, Fungi, Ascomycota, Eurotiomycetes, Eurotiales, Aspergillaceae.